Pecten maximus is the source of this 7768-nucleotide messenger RNA. RefSeq names its product epidermal growth factor receptor kinase substrate 8-like protein 1. The transcript is spliced from 29 exons. Gene Ontology annotation, biological process: regulation of Rho protein signal transduction; Rho protein signal transduction. Gene Ontology annotation, cellular component: plasma membrane. Gene Ontology annotation, molecular function: actin binding. The record is from RefSeq and is a predicted model, not a curated record. The coding region runs from base 220 to 3510 and encodes 1096 amino acids. NCBI's taxonomy places the organism in Eukaryota, Metazoa, Mollusca, Bivalvia, Pectinida, Pectinidae.
AGCAUUGGUUGCCCAUAUACUAAACUUCGAUAAUUAUUAUUACAAAAAUUGAGGGGGUGUUUGAUUUCGUAACAGCUGUAUACAACCACUCCCAACAGAAGAACACACGAUUGCGUUUAUCGUGUGUUAUCGGAGUUGACACCGCUAAAGUCAUAUCUCUGGAUCAUUUCUGCCCACUGACAGGAUAAAUAAUUUCUAGGUUAGGGUGGCUGGCAGACAAUGCCAGGUGUAACACCAAGGAACAUGAAUGGUUAUAACGACUACAAUGGAUAUGGCCGCUACAAUGAUAGAGAUCACUACCCCAGCAGUUACGUGGACUCGUAUUCCUCCCCGCGGAGGCCCCCUCCCUCCUCCUAUAGGGGCUCAGAGUUCAGGUUAGAAUUGAAUACAGCCAGAGAUGAUGACUUCGGCAAGAUAAACAAUGGUUACGAGCAACACAGUAUGGAUAGUCGGGCCGACCCCAUCCAGGGCUUUGAGGUGGAUCACCUGGCCACCUAUACCUCCAGAUCAGGUCCCAUGAGUGUGGAAGAUGGCCUGAGAAAACUGAAACAUAUGGAGAACACAACCGGUAUCUGGACAAUGAGAUGUGAGAUGGUUGUGGAGUCAAGAGACAUUGUCAUCAUAGACAAAGGCAAUGGGGAAGAACAAGAGAGAUUCACCCUGCAGACUGUCCUGGAGCCAACAGCUGUAGUUGAUGACAAAAACCAUGAGGUUUACUCCAACCUCAUCCUGUUCACAGUCAAAGAGGACCCCAGAAACAAAUACUCACCUACAGACAUGCAUAUCUUCCAAAGCACAGACAAAAUGGCUCCAACAAUUGUAGAUGAAAUAUUAGCAGCUAAGGAAGGUCGCCGACGUCCAAACUAUCAAGGUCCAAAUGGUGUUCCUCCUAGACCUCAGGGUCCCGCCCCUAACCCUCCUUAUGGCGGGAGUCGUUGGAUUGGUAGGAACAUGGGCAAGUCUUACUUUAGCUAUUCCCCCGCGGGUAGGUCCUACCCUAGCGGUGGUCACCAAUAUUCUGCCCGUGGCAGUUACGUAGACCCUCCCCAGUCUCACCAAGUCGCCAACAGCUAUCAGUCAUCGUCCAAGACUUGGGUCGACCAAGAUUUCCAGAAUGCCACCCUGCCGGAUUACGGUGGGGGUAGCACUGUGGCUAACUAUGCGAGUUCCAGUGUGAGUCAGAGACAGGGCUUGGGCCAGUCUAUGAACCCACGUGCAUCCUACUUGCCAAACAUGGAGGACUCUGGACAAAACGAGGUGCUAGAGAGGGAUGUGCAAUUACUAAAUUGCUGUUUUGAUGACAUCGAGAGAUUUGUCUCUCGACUCCAAGCAGCAGCCGAGUCAUACAAGGAACUUGAAAGACGAAAGAGGGAACGUAAUGCCAGAAGACACAAAACGCGUGGAGGAGAGGGAUUAUUGAAUAUGAAAGCGAGACCUCCACCUGCAGAAGACUUUGUUGACAUUUUCCAGAAAUUUAAAUAUGCCUUCAAUUUGUUGGCUAAGCUGAAGGCACACAUUCACGAUCCUAAUGCUCCGGAGCUUGUCCACUUCCUGUUUACACCUCUCAGUCUCAUCUUCGAGGCAAGUCGUGACCCAAUACAUGGAGGGGCUGAUCUAGCAAACCAUGCCAGAUUCCCUCUCCUUUCACCAGAGUCUAAACAACUCCUCCUCAAUUGCCUGACCUCAAAAGAACUGGAACUAUGGCAGGCCCUGGGCCAACACUGGACAACAACCAAGGAUGAGUAUCACGGACCAAUGGAACAGUACAACCCUCGAUUCUUCAACGGUUGGACGCCCUCCCCUCCGGUGGCCCCAGACAGCCGCAUGAUGAUGGAGAAUGCAGUUAACAAUAUGGGUCAUCAGAUAGACCAGAGGAACAAGGCUUACAACUCACAUGGUGUUGAUGACCUUAUGAUGCCAUACCCCCGACCUGAUGGGCGGAGUUUUAGACCAGUGGAGCGACCAGAUGUCGAGGAGGAUUUGUAUGCAAGGUCAACAAAGCCGUCAUCACAGCCGCCCCCAGGGGCGAUUCCCAACACUAACGUAGCACAGUACCAGGAAUAUGUUGAGAAACACAUUGAUAGAAAUAAAGGAAUAAACCAGUCAUCACGACCCAGCCCGACCCCAGCCAAACCAAAGAAUAGACAGGAGGAAAACUUACAGUUUGCCAAGGAUCUACAGAGUCAAAACAAAAUAAUGUAUGAGAUUGUACAUGAGCGAGAUGGCAGAAAUGAAAAGGAGAUCACAGUUCAGAAAGGAGACAUUGUGGAGGUAAUUGACAGCAGUCGUAAUUGGUGGAAGGUGAGGAAUUAUAUGGGCGAACAGGGAUACGCCCCCUACACAAUAAUGAAGGAAUACACGCCCUCCUCAAACUUUGGAGCCGACCGGAAUGACUUCAAUAACAGACACAGUGGAGACUACAAUAUCUCUAUUGCACCACGCCACAACAUUCCCGUGCCUCCACCCAUGCCCCCAGACAACCGUAUGGGAGCUCGUAGAGGUGAAUCAUUGCGCUACUUUAUUCCAGAUAGUGAUGAUAAUGACUAUGACGGGCGGGGGAGAAGACCGGACCGUAAUCGAGACAAGAGUGACAGGUCGUUCGGUAGUCAUAACGACAGUAACUAUAGCAGCAGUAACGAGGACAGCAUUGAUCGUGACGGCACUUGGGACAGACAUGACGACAGACGCGACGGUCGUCGUCAUGAUGACAGACGUGAUGGUCGACGACACGAUGACAGACGAGAUCGACGCGACGAGAGAAGAGAUGAAAGACGAGAUGACAGGCGUGAAGAGAGAAGACACGAGAUACCCCAAAGCCCGGUACCGCCUCCACCACCAACUACAAGACCUCCAGCGAUUAAGAAGUCAAAACAACCGUCUGUUAAGCCGAAACCAGCUCCUAAGAAUGACCUACAUGAUGAACUGAAGAAGAGAGUUAGUACCCACGUGAUUGAGGCGCCAAAGGGAACGACGUACAUAUCGAAAUACUCGGAGCCAGACGAGGUUAAGGACUGGUUACUCACCAAGGGCUUUAGCAGGCACUGCAUCAACACAUUUGACGGGUAUAAUGGUGAAGAACUGUUUGCCUUACAAAAGAAGGAAAUGAACCGGUUUUUAGAAAAGGACGAGGCUCACAAACUGGACAGCAUGCUGCUGGUACAGAAGAAAAUCAGCAACUAUGGCACGAGAGGUGGUUCAGAGCUUAGGAAAAUCCUAGAGGACAGGAAGAAGAAGGCGGAGACGUCGACAUCCGCACACAUUGGCUCUCCUCCUUCGUUCGCCCCCGAAUCCCCUGAUUACAGUGAAGAAGAUUCUGACAAUAUCACGUUUUGGAGAAAAUACAAACAGAUUUUGAAAAUAUGCUGGACACAUAUUGAGUUCCUUAAUGGCAAUGGUUCCUCCUACUCGGAUGACUUCGCUAACGCGGGGAAGACAUUGAGGGCAAUGUUACAGCAACGCAGGAGAAAAAUCCAUACUGCCACAUAUCAGCAGGACAACAGGAUUGAAUGAAAUUCAAUAUUCAACAUUCGUUCUGAUUAGGGCACAUUCAAUAUUCAACAUUCGUUCUGAUGUUAGGACACAUUCAGUAUUUUUCUAAUACGGAGAUUUCAUUCAAAUCAUUUAUUUCUUGGUUGCCAUCUUUUUGUGAUAGAUUUUCAACGCACUUCACUUCAGUUAUUGUAAAUAAAAUUUGUCAGUAUGUAAAAACAUUACAUGAUACGAUUUUUGUAAAACUAACUGUGCAUUGUAAAUAUUAUUUUGCAAUAUACAUAAACACCGUUUAUAAAUCUACUGACCACACAGCCGAUCUUGGUGCAACAACCAGCGUUUUGGUUUUGCAUAAUUAUACAGCUAGGUUUUUAAACCAACCUGAUGGCAUGCCGAGUCAACUGGCUUUUCUUCAGGAGCAGAUCGGCUCUGUAAGACUUAAUGUAAAUAUAUAUAUAUAAUAUGGUUACAAGGAUGCCUACUAAGAUGUUAAGCGUAUAUAUAUAAUGUAUUGUUACAAACUAAUGAGAAAUAUAUUCAUUAUUGUUAUGAGAAAUUUUGUAAUUUUUCAAAAGAUAUUCUUUACAUGUAUUAUAUGUCACAAACGUUAAGAUACAUUGUAUAUAACAAUGAAAUAAGAUAUCAUGCAAACAAAUAUUUCAAAAAUAUAUAUCAUACUAUGUUACACAUCUUAUCAAUUGUAUAGUCUAUCUUAUACAACUGUAUAUUACUUUAUUUUGUGUCUACCCAAGACGUUAACCUACACACAGAAUUGAAUAAUUGAACCGAAAUAUAAUAUGAUUAAUAAAUGUGAUUAUAUUCAUGAUUUGUAUUGCAAUAUCAUUUAAUGAAUGAAUGAAAAGUUUGUUUUCUAUACUGCCCUAUCACAAUUAUUUUCCAACAAUAUUCGCUAUGGGAGUGGCUGUUCCUAUUUUGAGAUCCUCUGCUGGUAUCGACACUGCCACUAUAAUUAUGAUACCACGACAACAUAUCCACAUAUACGCCUGCCAAAUUCUUGCUGUACAGUGUGUUGGGAGUAUUGUAACAUGUUUCACUGUAAACCCUGGUGUAGACUUGUUUUUGUCGUGAACUUGCGUCCAUUUUUGUGGACUUUGGUGUAUUAUUUGCCGUCGUUGUUGAAAAAAAGUAUUGAAUUACGUUCGAUUUUGAUACCCAAGAACACACAAAAUUGAAUAAUUGAACCGAAAUAUAUGAUUAAUAAAUGUGAUUACAUUCGAUUUUGAUAAAGAACAUUUUCAUCUUCUAAAAUAGAAGGUAACUUACUUGUUUAAUUCCUUCAUAUAAUUGUCAGUAAUGAUCGACAACCCGAGAGUUACGUUGUCCUGAGUGAGGAAAACUCCAUCAUUGUAAUUGAGAUGUAUAUUCAUAGAAGUAUAAGCAUUUACAAAAAUGGUUAAAAUGAGGAAGUAAAAGAAAAACAUAUCACUGCAGUUUUUAUUCUGAGAGUGAUGUGUGACAUGAUUCAUAUAAAGCAAUAUAUAAUAAAUAUGCAAAUUUUAGAGUGACAGGGUUAUCGAUUUCCUAAUCAGUAAGGAAUAUUUUCCUCGUUAGUUAGGAAAAUUGUCGAAUGUAUGUAAAUGUUUUAUAUUUUUGCAGAUACAUAGUACAAUAUACUAAUACACGUGUUUGUUAGGCAUAUGUAAUACACGUGCUCUGUAGGUUGAUGAAUUACACGUGUUUUGUUGACUGUUUAACAAUGCCGUAUAAUACACAUUUCGAGCAUAUUUGUUACGUUACCUAUCUUGCCAUAAUGUUGGAUCACAUGUGUUGUUUCCAUAAUGAUCAUUUAAACAUUUAUUUUAUCUACAGAUCAUCAUAAAACAGGAUCAAUGGUUGUGAACUGUUGUGACAAUCAAAAUAUUUUGAAUUUUGUACAUGUGUCCAGGUAAAUAAUUGUCUUAGUAUUAUCAUGCUGGUAUGGUAGACAUUUUACUAUUCUUCCAUAUGAAUUACUAGUUUACAACGUGCCAUGGUUUCCUUUUUUUAUACUGCUGUAUAUUCAUGUAUUGCUGUUUGCAUCACUGGCUGGCCAGAAUAUAAACUUACUUAACAUAUACACCUUACAUGUGAUAGUACUGUAUCAUGCAUAUUUGGAUUCUUAAUAAAGUCAUUAAGAGAAUACCGACCGCUUAACGAAACCGCGAUUCCAACUUCAUAACAAACUAUGAACAACAUUAAGAUUUUGGGGACACCCUUAAAAAAAUACAAGGAGAAAAAUACCAAGUUUUCUAGGGGCAACGACAAAUCGCCAUAAUGAUAUGAAAUCUAACUGAGCUGGUGUUAGUAAUAUUCCUUAACUUAAAGAAGAUCCUUAACCGUCUAUAGGAAAGCGUUACAGAAUCUAGGGAAGGUUCCUUAGAUUCUUUCCGUAGUUGAUACCGCAUAAUAUACAUACAGUAUGUAUUGUUGCUUGCUUAAUAAUGCUAAGGCAUUAUAUCUAAUUAGAACUGGACAUGCUAUGAGGUUGGUAUUCUUUUGAUAAUUUCACUUUUAUUAACAACAUCACGUAGAAGUUUUAUAUUUCUUGGAGAUUUUCUUUACAUAACUGAUCUACAUCGAAUACGUUUCUAUGAUAAUCUAUUCCCAGUGCUGUUUUGUGGGAUCAAUAGAAUAUUACAUAGGUCUGUUCCAUGAACAGGGAUAUCUCAGUUCGAGUGUAAAGAGUUUGGCCAGUUAGCACGAGGCUGUCCUAGUAGUGCUAGCUAGCCAAACUCGUACACCAGGGUCGAUAUAUCCCUGUCCAUGGUAAGGCCCGUGUUUGAUUGUUAUUAUUUAUCUCCCACCCCUAUCAACCACGGGAUCACCUUGUGAAGUAUAUGAAAAAAUCAAGUUCUUUGUUCUUUCUACUGCCUCUUCAUUUCCUGUUGUUUUGAUAUGGAAUUCGCAACUAUUUUGUUUAACCACAAUACAUUCAAAAUUGUUUCCUAAUUCAUAAUAUAUUACACUCAAAUAUUUCCUUAUUUUUUGUGAACAAUGCAAUCUAUUUCUAUCCGUAAAUCAUCAUUGACAUGCAAUUGUAAAUAUGCUAUCUAUCACCCAUUAUUUAUCGUGUGCUACGGCGCCAGGUAUUCAAAACAUGUUAUUGUCCUUUAAUAUAGUCCUCGUUAUCUUCUGGUAAUAUUCAAUACAAAACACUUAAGGGAAAGAAAAAAUAAUGCCAAAUGAUUUGUUUACUUAGAAUUGUUUAUAAUAUAUAUAUAUGCAAUUGUGUUCUUACUGAUCCAAAUGUGAAUGUGAACAAUUAUCACUAGCGAUGAUUCUGACGUUACAAAGAAAUAUGUAUCUAUUAUUCUGAUUUGUAAAGAUGUUCCGAGUAAUCGGUUUGUUACUCAGGUGUAGAAUAUGUAAUGGAAUAUUUCAAGUCAAACAUCUGAAAUCCGAUGUUGUUUUUGUUUUUUUAGGAUGGAUACGAGUCGAUUUUCAGCAAUAUUUCUGGUCCUUUUCACUUAAACGAUUAGCGAAAAGAUCACGUGCUUCGAUAAUAGAUUUAACAUGCAUUUUUGCAUAUUUCAUGUAGGUGUUGCAGAUUUCAACUUCCACCUGCCAAUAAGCAUAGAUAAUCUAUAUAUAGACGAACCCCGUUAUGUCGUAAGUAAGGUAAUCGAAAAAAACUUCGAGAUAUCCCGACUAUAUAAAAUUUUAACUGAACUGAAUUUUAAUUUCGAGAUGAGCAGGGUUUCAAGUUAUCAGAGUUCGAAAUAAAGAAGUUUUACAGUUGCUUUGUUUAUAAGUCGACCCAAAGGACAAUAAAUUGACCCGUAUCUUCAAUUCAGAUGAAAUAUUGAAAAUCUAUAUCUACUGCCAUACUAUUUUAAUACAUAUUGAGGAAAAUAUCAAUAUACUGUAAUGGUUGUUUUGCAAAAGUUUCUCCGUGAUUUCAAUAGAAGAUUGAAACAAAAACUUAUAUUUCUUUGUGUACCUACUUCGUAAGGUAUUAUAAUUUCCUCUACAUUUUCCACUUACAUGUAUAAGGAAUAGAUUUUUCACUUUUCUUUUCUCGAAGAUAACAAAGCCCUUUUACACUAACAACAUUUAUAGUGUGCUUAACGGCGAGAAUCAUCUGCAAGUCUUUUUUUUAAGUAAUUAAACUCUUUGUCGGAUUCCAUAUUAACUUCAUCAUAUACAUUGUAGAUGUAUUGUAUAUAUCAGGUGUGUUUUCUUCAUUGUACUCACAUUUACUUACAUUGAUUGGAAAUACUGUGAAGUGUUUCUUCUAAAUUAUCAUGUUACUAUUCAGAUUAAAGUAUUUGCAACUGAA